This is a messenger RNA of Arabidopsis lyrata subsp. lyrata, 1290 nucleotides long. Its product is annotated as RHOMBOID-like protein 3. Gene Ontology annotation, molecular function: serine-type endopeptidase activity. NCBI's taxonomy places the organism in Eukaryota, Viridiplantae, Streptophyta, Magnoliopsida, Brassicales, Brassicaceae. The record is from RefSeq and is a predicted model, not a curated record. The transcript has 5 exons. Gene Ontology annotation, biological process: proteolysis. The coding region runs from base 98 to 1138 and encodes 346 amino acids. Gene Ontology annotation, cellular component: membrane.
UAAUAACUCUUCUUACCGCCUUCAAUCAAAAAAAAAACAAAACCAACAAAACAAAAAAACAACAACUAAACAAAUUACAGAGGAGAGAGAGAUCACUAUGGCUGUCGGAGAUGAUGAUCUGGAGAACCGAAUGUCAGCGAAGGAUCGAGGGAUCGGUAGCAGAGGCGGUGAUCGGAAUCGAAUCGGACCGCCUCCUUUGCCGGUAGCGUUGUCGUCGUCUACUGAAUUUGGCGAUAACGCGUUGUCGUCGCGGUGGACAUCGUGGCUUGUUCCGAUGUUCGUUGUGGCUAACGUUGCGAUUUUCGUCGUGGCGAUGUUCGUCAAUAACUGUCCGAAGCAUUUCGAGUCUCACCGUCUUAGAGGUAACUGUGUCGCCAGGUUUCUCGGUAGACUCUCGUUUGAGCCUCUCCGAACUAAUCCUCUCUUUGGUCCGUCUUCUCACACUUUGGAGAAGUUAGGAGCACUUGAGUGGAGCAAAGUUGUGGAGAAGAAGGAAGGUUGGCGUCUUUUGACAUGUAUAUGGUUGCACGCCGGUGUUAUUCAUCUCGGAGCUAAUAUGCUAAGCCUCAUUUUCAUCGGUAUUCGCCUCGAGCAGCAGUUUGGUUUUGUUAGAAUAGGAGUUAUAUACCUAUUAUCGGGAAUUGGAGGGAGUGUACUGUCGUCGUUGUUUAUCAGAAACAGUAUCUCUGUUGGAGCUUCUGGUGCUCUUUUUGGCCUCCUUGGCUCAAUGCUUUCUGAACUUUUCACUAACUGGACAAUCUACUCUAACAAGAUUGCAGCACUCCUGACGCUUUUGUUUGUCAUCUUGAUAAACCUGGCUAUCGGGAUUCUGCCUCACGUUGAUAACUUUGCUCAUGUGGGUGGAUUUGUAACGGGUUUUCUCCUCGGUUUCAUUCUCCUGGCUCGUCCCCAGUUCAAGUGGUUAGCAAGAGUGCACAUGCCACAAGGGACACCUUUGAGAUACAAGUACAAGCCUUACCAAUACCUAUUGUGGCUCUUAUCUCUGGUUCUAUUGAUUGCCGGAUUCGUGGUGGCGUUGUUGAUGCUAUUUCGAGGAGAAAACGGCAAUGAUCACUGCCGCUGGUGUCGCUACCUGCGCUGUGUACCCACCUCAAGUUGGAGGUGUGAUGAUAUCUGAUAAGUAAAGCAACAUGUUUUACUUUGUAAAUGCAUAUAUAGGUUUAUCAUGUCAUUUUAUAGUGUUUCAGUGUAAUUGUGUGAUUGCUUAUGUGUGCGACUCUUAUUGAGCUUUUUUACCGGAAAGAAAAAGAGGAAGAUAUUAGUUUAAUA